Salvia miltiorrhiza (redroot sage) is the source of this 702-nucleotide messenger RNA. RefSeq lists its product as uncharacterized. The record is from RefSeq and is a predicted model, not a curated record. The coding region runs from base 1 to 702 and encodes 233 amino acids. NCBI's taxonomy places the organism in Eukaryota, Viridiplantae, Streptophyta, Magnoliopsida, Lamiales, Lamiaceae. The transcript has a single exon.
AUGCCUCCUAGACGUGCCCCAAGAAACCAAGUAGAUGUAGAAAUUGAACCGCCACGAAGGGUUGAGGAACUUUUCCUCAAACAAAGUCCGCCUUCAUUUAAUGGGGUUGGGAGUCCAGUGGAUGCUGAACAUUGGAUUAAGGCGAUGGAGAGGAUUUUCGAUUUCCUCCAUUGUAAUGCACAAGAACGUUUGUCAUGUGUUGCGUUCCAGCUGACUGGGUCUGCGGAUUUUUGGUGGGAGGCCAAAAGAAAGGUAAUGACUCCUCAACAGUUGGCAAAUUUAUCUUGGGAAGACUUUAAGACGGAAAUAUAUGACAAGUACAUUCCAAAAAGCUACCGUAAGAAAAAGGAAACUAAAUUCUACAACCUAAAGCAAAACAAGAUGUCUGUAACAGAGUAUGAUCGUAUUUUCUGCGACAUGUCCCGCUAUGCUCCACAACAAGUGGAUACUGAUGAAAAGAUGUCGGAGAAGUUUCGUUCUGGUCUUAGACACGAGAUAAAAAUGGCACUCGCCAGUCACAGUGAUCUUACUUACUCUGAGGCGCUCAGCAGAGCUCUGGAUGUUGAGGCAGCUAUGCCCGAGGAUCGCCCAGCUCAAACUCAAGCUCAGGGAGCAAAUGACCGAGGAAAGAGGAAAUGGGAAGGUAACAACAAUAACAACAGAGGUUACUAUAACAGUCAGGACGAGAAGAGGCCUUGGUAG